UGCGAGCCUAUCUUGUCUACUCUUGCGACCGCCAUAAUCUAUUUCCUACCACAAAACUCGCCUCCCCCAUAUUUCCUUAAACGCUGCGAUUUCCGUCGCAGCUAAAGAUCCGUCAUAAUGAUGAUGUUAGAUGAGAAAUACAUCGGAUUAGCGUUAGCUAUAUCUUCAAGUUUAGCCAUUGGCACGAGCUUUGUAAUAACGAAGAAGGGAUUGAUACAAGCAGAGGAAAAACAUGGCUUCUCUGGCGAAGGUUACAUCUACCUACGGAAUCCCAUGUGGUGGGCUGGAAUGGUAACCAUGGUCACCGGAGAGAUUUGUAAUUUCGCCGCAUACGCCUUCGCUCCAGCUAUCUUGGUGACACCUUUAGGUGCUCUCUCCGUCCUAAUCGGAGCCGUCCUGGGAUCGUAUUUCUUAAAAGAGGAGCUGGGAACUCUGGGAAAAUUGGGCUGUGCUAUCUGUCUGCUGGGCGCAAUCAUCAUCGUCCUACACGCACCUCCCGACGAGGACAUCCAGACUAUCGAUCAAAUCCUUAAUUAUGCGAUUAGACCUGGUUUUCUUCUGUACUGCGCCAUCGUGGCUAUCUUCGCGACUGUCAUGAUCUACAAGAUUGCGCCGGUUCACGGCAAGAAGAAUCCACUGAUCUACCUUUCCAUCUGCUCUACUGUCGGCUCCGUCUCGGUCAUGUCCGUCAAGGCCUUUGGUAUCGCGCUCAAGCUCACUUUCGCGGGCCACAACCAGUUCACUCACGCUUCAACCUACGUCUUUAUGAUCCUCACCGCGUUCUGCAUCCUUACUCAGAUGAACUACUUCAACAAGGCGCUUAGCCAGUUUAGCACGCAGAUAGUUAACCCCCUUUACUACGUGACGUUUACAACUGCCACCCUUUGCGCCUCCUUCAUCCUCUUCUCUGGUUUCAACACCACCGAUAUUGUCAAUACCCUUUCUUUGCUUUGCGGGUUCCUUAUAACCUUCACCGGUGUCUACCUUUUGAACUUGUCCCGACGCGAUCCUAACGGCACGAAAAUUCUUGCCGGACAGGGCACCGAUGCUGCUGGUACCGACAUGAUAUCGAGUCUGCAGACGCGUCUUAGCAUGCAAGCCCGACGAAGCACAGGCUCGCGGAUGAGCAUAGGAAGUCGGGGCCAUUCCGAUAGAGAAGGACUGAUGCGCGCAUACGACCUGGAACAGGCAGCAGGCGAUUUCAGCCUCAACGACCUUGCCGAAGAUAGCGACGACGAAUCGCCCUCGAGGCUAAAUGGUGCAUCCGUACGCUCGACGAAGAACCACGAGUCGAUCGAAUUGCAGAAUCGGAAUAGGAAAUCGCCUGAGCAAUGAUGAACUCUCCACUAGCAUCGAAAUAUGUAGUAUCUCAUAGGUGUCCCUAUUUGAUACUUCUACGACCACAUUGUAUAUUUUUCCUUAGUCGGCGGCUCUCUUCAUCGAAACAGUUAGAACAUUCAAUUCCACUGGUGGACACGAUUCAUAUUAAGGAUUCUCAUGUCGCUUGUUCCAAAUCGGAACUUAGGAUGUAAAAUGGCAGCAAACCCCUCUCCUUCGCCGGAAAAGGGAAAUAUGGGACUCACUUAAAGGAGUAUUAGAGGUAGCAUCAUUUUUUGGAGGGUGGGG
Molecule: messenger RNA, 1626 nt
Organism: Daldinia caldariorum
Lineage: Eukaryota; Fungi; Ascomycota; Sordariomycetes; Xylariales; Hypoxylaceae
Product: DUF803-domain-containing protein
Exons: 7
Coding region: 118-1335 (405 amino acids)
Biological process (GO): magnesium ion transport
Cellular component (GO): membrane
Molecular function (GO): magnesium ion transmembrane transporter activity
Source: RefSeq, a predicted model, not a curated record